This is a messenger RNA of Trypanosoma brucei brucei TREU927, 438 nucleotides long. RefSeq lists its product as hypothetical. Gene Ontology annotation, cellular component: mitochondrial intermembrane space. The coding region runs from base 1 to 438 and encodes 145 amino acids. The transcript has a single exon. Lineage: Eukaryota; Euglenozoa; Kinetoplastea; Trypanosomatida; Trypanosomatidae. Gene Ontology annotation, biological process: mitochondrial respiratory chain complex IV assembly. The record is from RefSeq and is a predicted model, not a curated record.
AUGGCAAAUGGCGUAACGGCAAACAGCAUGCGGGUGAGUGUUAAGGCCCCAGAUCUCGGAGCAUUUCCACUUGACCACUAUCGUGAGUGUAAGAGCGAAAUUGAGGAAUAUUACACGUGCCUCAGGAGUAACGAUUACGUCACUCCCAUGUGUCGUGAGCAGGUGCGGGCGUAUUUGCAGUGUCGUAUGGACCGCGGUCUCAUGAAACCUGCUGAUAUUGAGGGCUUUGGUAUUCCAGAAACAGAGUUUGUUCCAAUGCGCCAACACCGCGCAGACAUACGACAGCAGUGGUUACGGCAGAAGAUGAAUCAAGUCACGGCGGUGUGGGAAAGUUAUAGGCGAGACGACUUGAACGUCCCGGACGGUUAUGAGCGGCCGAGGGGCAGCGACUCCGGUGGAAGACCGCAGCCGCUACCCGGCGAAACGAACAAAACAUGA